AUGGACAGCUUCCUGGCGCUCGAUCUGAGUGAAGCAACUCCAAGCGCCAUCUUGCAACAUGCUAACACAUUUGUUGGCAUCGACGCAACUGGAGACGCGACACUGGAUCAUAGCAGUGAAUUGCUCGUGAUGGGGCAAAAGUUAAUGCUAUGGCUGCUCAACGACAGAGCCCAUUUGCGGCAAUGCAAUAAACGACUCAAGAAUGAGCUAGACCAUGCUGUCGCUGCAGCAGGCAUGGUGAAUGUAAAGAUCGUCAAGUCGCAAAGCCCUCCGAAAGCUGCCCAAGAUAAGUCAGUCAAUUCUGACGUGGACGAGAGAGCACCUGUCCAUCCCCUCCCAUCCAUUCCCCGUCAAGUUCUACAUGCGACAACUACCCCUCCCAUUGUUUCGACCCAACCCCGAACAGAUUCAAGCCCACGGCGACAUCACAUGGAGCUGGAUCAGUCGUCUGGAAUCGGUUCCGUCGACUUGCUUCCCCCGAGUAUCCCAGUCGUAUACUUGGCCACAAGUACCGAAACGAGCUGCUUGGCACCAUUCACCUCCCCCGACUCAGCCUCCAACCCGACGAAUCCUGCCGAGAAAGCAAAUUCCAUCCCUGAGGGCAAGAGCCAGCCCAACAUGAACACAGCGCGUCUCCACUUGCAAACUCUCGUCCGGGGGCAUUUGGCCCGCAAACAAUUCCGCGCGAUGCUCGAAAAUAUCUUGCUGGCCGACGACAUCACCUAG
Aphanomyces invadans is the source of this 726-nucleotide messenger RNA. RefSeq lists its product as hypothetical. The record is from RefSeq and is a predicted model, not a curated record. Lineage: Eukaryota; Oomycota; Saprolegniomycetes; Saprolegniales; Verrucalvaceae. Bases 1 to 726 code for a protein of 241 amino acids. Gene Ontology annotation, molecular function: protein binding. The transcript is spliced from 6 exons.